This is a messenger RNA of Bipolaris sorokiniana ND90Pr, 1875 nucleotides long. RefSeq lists its product as uncharacterized. Bases 1 to 1875 code for a protein of 624 amino acids. NCBI's taxonomy places the organism in Eukaryota, Fungi, Ascomycota, Dothideomycetes, Pleosporales, Pleosporaceae. The transcript is spliced from 2 exons. The record is from RefSeq and is a predicted model, not a curated record.
AUGGCGCCCCUUACACAGGCAGAGAUCAAAACGAAACUCCUUAAAUCUACUGCCACAAGUGCAAGACAAUAUGAAUACACAAACCUUCUUGGGUUUCGUAAACGAUCAAAAAGGAAUUCACGGCGCGGUGUACAAGGUUUUACAGGUAUACCAGGGAACUUCUACAACGAGUCCAAAGAUGUGGCAGAUGUGAUAUCAGGACGAUACCGAUCAUUAACCGACCUCCACGAGAAGAUCAAAACCCAGGAUGACUUUAAGGAACAAGAAGUCGAAGACCUCAUCGACAAGUACGGUCCAGUCAUCUGGAAUGACGGGGCAUCAGGCUUUGUGACCGAAACAGACGAUCAAGGCGAAAAGUAUCAAAGCUACCCACGUUACCUCAUCUAUGCCGACGAGAGCGAUCGUAUAAAGAUACGGACUUACACCUACUGCCUGGUGCUGCAAUGCACGUUUUCCAAGAUGAGAGGCCGUCCUGCCCAUAAUAUCGCUGUGCCGGCGGGGUUGCCACACGCAUCUUCUCACAGCCCUGAAAUCGGGCAGUCAAACGCAACGUCACCAGGCCUAGAUACCACGUCGGUCACAUCGUUCAGAUCCGCAGCUAUCAACACCAUGUCUUCAGUUUCGAGCGGCGGCAAACGUCCACGGGACGCCAAUUAUUACCAUGCAGCUGUAGCUCAGAUGGUUCCCAACACAUAUACAGGGGGAGCAUCUUCGUCUUCUGUCAUGCCACAGUCUACAGCCGCCGAGAGCGCUUUCACGAUGAGGAAUAGUGUCACAGAUGCAGAUGAGGACGGUCGGUCGGGAGAAACAGCAUGUUCAGACGAUCCGCGCAUACCGACACCGCCUUUGGAACAAGUCCCAAGUCCAAACUCUGAUCAAGAGGAAGAAAUAGGCGGACGCACUAUCCACAACAAACGCCCAAGAUAUGAGCCAGGGGGAAUAGCUCUUACAAACUUUCGAUUAGGGCAGUUGCAUGGAUCUGCAAGAAGAACCACUAGGUUGAUGAGAAGAGACUAUUCAUCUCCCUGGGUGGGGUCGGAUAGACCUCCAGUAACCACCAUCGACGCUGGAGAGCCGGGGCACACUGAGCCAGCUCCUGACAGUGCUACAAAUGAUAACUCGAGUGGAAUGGCAAGUGUAUACACGUCUCAUGACAGCAUAGACACAGCUCAGGAGUGUGACAAUGACGUUAUUGUGGUAACAAGCGUCCAAGAAGAACAAAAUCGCCUCACACCCUCAACCACACCAGCUCCAGAGACCAGAAACGAGGAAGAAAGCUCAGUGCAGAACUCGCCUAGGCCAUCACCGGCGGCUGAAGACCGAGACUCUGCAGAGCCGACCUCCCUGAUUGUCACGCUACCCUUAAAGGACCAAACUCAAGUCAAGCUGCGCGACCGCUACCGUGCGUGCCUCGCACUCGCACUCCUUUGCGCCCUCGACCUGCAAACUCAACAUACCCAGAUCCUCGAAGACACAAUCACCCUCAUCACCGAAAUCAGAUCCCCCGACACAACCUACAACCUCCUCCUCGACCAGUGGCUCAGCCUCGUAGCCAUAUACCUCAGCUUCCGCCGCGCCACAGACUUCCACGACACCCAAGCAGCAUGGAACGCGCAUCUCUUUUCGCUAUCCGCAGUCGAGCGUUUAGCAAGAGACGAGCCCCACCGCCGCGCCAGCGUGUCAUUCCAAGAAUGGCGCCUCAAAAAUCCCUCCUUGACCGUCCCAGUCUGGUCCCGAGAUAUUACAUGCGCGCUGCUCGAAAUGGUGCAGUGGCCGCGCCCAUUGUGGGCGGACGAUGUCCAGGAGAUCAACAGGCGGGUGUUGGAAUUCAACUUUGGGCUGAUGGCGUGGUUGGGCGGAUCCUCUUUCUCCUAA